ACACAGACAGAGACAUGCAUUUUGUAGGCAGACGGAGAUUCAUAAUUUUUUUGUUGUUUUUUAGUCGGAUGUCAUUGUAAGUUGGUUGGUUUCCACGAGUAUGGAGGAGCUUAAAUCAAGUAUCAGGCAGCUAAGCGAUGAAAGCCUUCUCUCCGAGUUGCAGAAAUCUGGCAUGCAAGCUGGUCCAAUUUUGUCAACAACACGUCCACUUUGGGAAAAUAAGCUCAUAAAUUUGGUUGCAAAAAAGAAGGGGCUAUUAACCCCCGAAGAACAAUCAGAGAGAGAGGUAAACAUGAACGAUGGUAAAGUCUCUUCAAAUAGCGUCGACAGUGUGCCCAGUAGCACCGUUGCAAGCCAGAGUACAUGUAGAUCGGAGGACCAAAAUGAUGGAAAGAUGGAUGAAGGGAAGAAAGAAGCACCUGCUUUUUAUUACGGCGUCAGUCUACCGUCUGAUGCUGAUCUGACUUAUGAGGAAGGUGUGGUAUAUAUAAAAGAAGCAGUUUUCACUGAUAAGAUUGAGGCACUGAAAUUUGCUAAGAAAUUCAAAGGAGCAAGAUUUAAGGCUUUCAAGAACCAAGAAGAAGCAAAUAAUUUUGCUCAGCAAGUGGCAGACUUUUCACAGUCCCCUGCUGCCAAACAAACAACUUUGCCCCAGGGAUCACCAGACACUGUUGCUGGAGAAACGGGUACAGGAACCAUCACAGAGUCUCUGCCUUUUAAAGCUCCUAAGACGCAGGACUUGGUCAAGCUUAGGAAAGCCAUUGAAACUGAUAACAGAGACACUUUUGAAAACCUAGUCUGGAGUAAUCCAAGAUAUCUUAUAAGUAGUGGGGACACACCUGCAAUAUUACAAGAGGGAUUUAGAUACAAUGGCUUACAUGUAUGUGCUAUGAGGAACAGACCAGACAUGUGUCGCCUCCUAUUGGACACUUUGGAAGAUCCUGCUUUCAUAAAAUUACUGUAUACAAACGACACAGAAGAAACAAGAAAUUCCAGAAUAGACUUUUUGGUAGACUUGUACCUGAAUACACCAGAUAAGGGAGUCUGUGAAACACCACUUCAUUUUGCCUGCAAAUUUGGACAUGUGGAAAUUGUGGAAAUUUUGACAUCUCAUCCCAAGUUAUUGAAAAACAUGAGGAACAAAUAUGGAGAAUUGCCAAUAGACGUGGUAUGCUCGAGAAUAAAAGAUAAAUCAAAAGAAAAGGAAGCUAGAGCAAAAAUUGAGGAAUUACUGCAAGAUCAUUAUUAUGUCCCUCUCCUGCGCUCUGCAGACAACACCUUGCCACCAACCAUUGGUGAACCCUGGUCACCUGACCACACUGACUUUGUCCAUGUUCCUGGCACACCUGAACAUGGCAGACAUGGCAGUCCCAGAGAUCCUAAGCUGGAAGUCAAGGCCUAUGCUGGACCUAUGUUGUCAAACAAGGCAGAACUUUUUAGAAGAAAAUGGAGCACCCCUUCAUCAGGUGGAAGGAAGAAAUAUUUUCAGAUUAAGCGGGGUGAUGGUGAUAAGGGAAUGGAAAGAAUUGGGAGAGACCUAGCUAUAGAGCUUGGAGUGCCAUGGACUGAAUAUUGGAAUUUCCUUGAUAAGAAUGUGAAUAUUUCUUCACCAGAAGGCUUAAGAUUGUUAGAGGAGUAUCUUAUCAAGAAAUCCCAGCAAAUACCAGAUGAUGUUGAUGCCUUGAUGGAACUGACCAGUGAGAUGAGUUUAAAUGAAUCCCCUGCACUGUGGUCACCUGUUGGUAGUAAAUCCAUACAACGAGAUGGUUUUGUUGAUCGAAAUGCAAGACCAGAUCUUGAUGGAAUAAGUGUCAAUCUAUUUGCAGCUGAUAAACAAGACUUCAAAAAUGAAAUGGAUGUUGUUGAUGGUGACAUGAGUAAAGGGAAAUCUAAACACAUUCUCAAUGAUUCAGCAGAGUAUGAAAGGGCUCUAAACUCUAUGACUGAGAAAUUUUCCAGAAUAAACUUGGACUUGAGUAAUAGCUCUGAUAACUCUGGAAGAUAUUCUACUCAAAAUAAUCUUUCAGCGUCACCUGCUGUGAAAAUAACCAGCUCAAAUGAUUCCCUAUCUAAAUUUACAAAUCUAGAGGAGAAGGAAAACUUGAAAGAUGAAUCAAAGAUCACAGUAGCUAGUAAAAAUGAAGCAAGAGGAGUGUCUUUCGCAACGACUGAGAUUUCGGAAAGUGGUCAGGUUUCUCUUUCCAAUCCAUCAAAAGUUUCUAAACUUUUUGGUGCUUUGUGGAGCAUGACUAGUUAUAUCCCUGUCCCCGGAUUUUUGAGGAGAAAGUCUGCACCACCACCACCACCUCCAGAUGAUAUUGUUGAGGAUGGAGAAAGGACUGUCGAGGAGGAAGAGGAUGUGAAGGAUUUGGACCGAUCAGAUAGUGAUAGUGACUCUCCUGAUUUAUACAGNAUAAUAUUAAGUUGGGCAGAACUUUUUAGAAGAAAAUGGAGCACCCCUUCAUCAGGUGGAAGGAAGAAAUAUUUUCAGAUUAAGCGGGGUGAUGGUGAUAAGGGAAUGGAAAGAAUUGGGAGAGACCUAGCUAUAGAGCUUGGAGUACCAUGGACUGAAUAUUGGAAUUUCCUUGAUAAGAAUGUGAAUAUUUCUUCACCAGAAGGCUUAAGAUUGCUAGAGGAGUAUCUUAGCAAGAAAUCCGAGCAAAUACCAGAUGAUGUUGAUGCCUUGAUGGAACUGACCAGUGAGAUGAGUUUAAAUGACUCCUCUGCACUGUGGUCGCCUGUUGGUAGUAAAUCCCUACAGCGAGAUGGUUUGGUUGAUCGAAGUGCAAGACCAGAUCUUGAUGGAAUAAGUGUCAAUCUAUUUGCAGCUGAUAAACAAGACUUGAAAAAUGAAAUGGAUGUUGUUGAUGGUGACAUGGGUAAAGGGAAAUCUAAACACGUUCUCAAUGAUUCAGCAGAGUAUGAAAGGGCUCUGAACUCUAUGACUGAGAAAUUUUCCAGAAUAAACUUGGACUUGAGUAAUAGCUCUGAUAACUCUGGAAGAUAUUCUACUCAAAAUAAUUUUUCAGCGUCACCCGCUGUGAAAAUAACCAGCUCAAAUGAUUCCAAAUCUAUAUUUACAAAUUUAGAGGAGAAGGAAAACUUGAAAGAUGAAUCAAAGAUCACAGUAGCUAGUAAAAAUGAAGCAAGAGGAGAGUCUUUCGCAACAACUGAGAUUUCAGAAAGUGGUCAGGUUUCUCCUUCCAAUCCAUCAAAGGUUUCUAAACUUUUUGGUGCUUUGUGGAGCAUGACUAGUUAUAUCCCUGUCCCCGGAUUUUUGAGGAGAAAGUCUGCACCACCACCUCCAGAUAAUAAUGUUGAGGAUGGAGAAAGGAACGUCGAAGAGGAUGUGGAGGAUUUGGACCGAUCAGAUAGUGAUAGUGACUCUCCUGAUUUAUACAGUGCUGCAAGACCUGUUUUUAUACAUGGAGUUCGUCCAACAAAGGAAGACAUGGAUGUUUACAGGGCUAUUCAAAAUGCUGUGAUAAAGAGAAGAGACUUUCCACAUGUACUAAAGUGGAAGAAACUUGUGCAGUCAUUUGAUGAUGAUGUGAAAGAAAGGUGGCCCAGUCCAUCAAGAGCUAGAAGAUUGGACUUUCUCAGCCAAUCAGCACCAGCCAAGGCAUUUACUGCUGGACAUGUAUCGACUCCAAACAGUCGCUUCACAGCAGCAGAUAUCAGUUUCAGCUCUCCACAGCUGCCGAGUAGGAGUAACAGUUUUCAGGGACAGGAUACAUAGUUUUUUUCUUCAAUCACUGAAUCUUAAAUCAGUUAUCUUGAAGAUAUAGAUACAUGUACUCUUCCCUUCAUGCCAUUUUUAGCGGGUUCUUUGCUUACUGAUGAUAAAGAGGCAAUAUCCACAUAAACUGAAGAGUUAAGGCUGAUAAUUUUGUCUGUUAUUUAUUACCCUUACUAUGGAAUAGUAGGCGAAAAAUGUUGAUUUAAAAUGAUGGAGGAGAAUAGUGCUUCAUUUGUCAAAACCCGUGUUUUGAAAAUUAAAUUGGAUAUUCAUGUUCUAAUCUUUCUGUUAAAUGGUAAGGAUAUUUAAUAUAUAAAUAAUUAAGGAAAGAAGGCAGCUUGUACAGUUGUAGCCUUAAGUGCUUCAUUUUCUCUUAAUUUAUCAACUCAGCAUAAAAUGCAACUGAUAACUUAUUGAAGUGUAUAGUGAUAUAUAAUAAUAAUGAUAUUAGUAAUUAAUCUAAAAGUAAACAAUUGUGUUUUAAGAUAUGGCCCUCAUGGAAGCAUGUUCAUUAAGUA
Molecule: messenger RNA, 4257 nt
Organism: Lingula anatina
Lineage: Eukaryota; Metazoa; Brachiopoda; Lingulata; Lingulida; Lingulidae
Product: ankyrin repeat and LEM domain-containing protein 2-like
Biological process (GO): negative regulation of phosphorylation
Cellular component (GO): endoplasmic reticulum
Molecular function (GO): protein phosphatase 2A binding
Source: RefSeq, a predicted model, not a curated record